Venustampulla echinocandica is the source of this 2184-nucleotide messenger RNA. RefSeq lists its product as uncharacterized. NCBI's taxonomy places the organism in Eukaryota, Fungi, Ascomycota, Leotiomycetes, Helotiales, Pleuroascaceae. The record is from RefSeq and is a predicted model, not a curated record. Bases 1 to 2184 code for a protein of 727 amino acids. The transcript is spliced from 4 exons. Gene Ontology annotation, molecular function: phosphatidylinositol binding.
AUGCAGAGGGUGACCUCUAUGCUGCCCUCGUGGGACAAGACCAAGACCGGUAGUAAGAAGGGAUUCGACAAAGCCUGGGGAUGGGCAGACAAGCUCGGAGCCCCCAUCAACAAGUUCUCGAAUAAGAUCGGAUCAGAGGCCUUUUGGCCCACGACGCUUGAUAUAGAAUCUGAUAAGGCGGCUAGAAUCCUUAGGUCUUUCUGUAAGGAUGGUUUCUACGCAGAGCCGGACCAACCUGGGGCCGUCGGUGUGCCCAAAGGCAAACAACGGGUUCCCCUGAAGAUACCACAGAAAGUCAUACAAAAUGCUGUCGGCCUGGCGAUCUUCACUACGAUGCGAACGGGGUUAUGGAUCUCUGGCGCGGGGGGUUCUGGAGUUCUAAUCGGAAGGCAGGCGGAUGGAGAAUGGUCGCCGCCUUCGGGGAUAAUGCUGCAUACUGCGGGCCUCGGAUUCCUCGUUGGGGUCGAUAUCUACGAUUGCGUUUUGGUUAUAAACAAUCGCAAGGCGCUUGAGUCUUUCACCAAGAUCCGAGCAACAAUUGGGGGCGAGAUCAGCGCGGUUGCGGGACCUGUGGGGGCUGGCGGGAUCUUAGAAAACGACGGGAAAUGGAAACAAGCCAACCGGCCUGUUUUCACUUAUAUGAAGUCGAGAGGAUUUUAUGCCGGAGUCCAGGUGGAUGGAACGGUCAUAAUAGAGCGUACCGACGAAAACGAGCGGUUUUACGGCGAGCGAAUUGGAGCUACAGAUAUUAUCGCCGGCAAAGCUCGCCAUCCGCCAUACGAGAUCAAGAAGCUUAUGGAGACUGUGAAAGCAGCAGAAGGUCGAACCGAUGUUGACAAGGACAUAUUGGAAGAUUUAGAAUACCAACCUGCUCCUGGGGAUGUUGACAUAGUAUCACCUGCAAUGGCAAGCGGACCGACGUUUGGAGUGCCAGAGCCUCACGAUCCAGAUCCGUUCGGCGUUCUUGCGCUAGAAAAGGCAGGAUUGGAAAUCCGGGAAGCUGGCACAAAAAGUCGACCCCCUAGCUCUCAGUUCGAAUACAAUCCAAGUCCAACAAGUCCCGUAUUCGCGAAAUUUAAUCGCCGAAGUAUCGAUGGAACCAGUAAUAGAGCGAGCUACAUGUCUGGCCGGAGCGUCCGCACCACCACGAGUACCGAUCGAUAUGUCCAGAUGUCGGAAGCAGGCACCCAGACGGAUGAACUCCUUACUCCGAACACGAGUCCAAGUCACAGUGACGAGGACAAGAGGAUUGUCAAAGAGGAUGAGCCUGUUGCGGUUGAAGCUCCAGAAGUCGAUUAUACGAAGAUUGACCUCGGGCCCUUCAACCAUUUGAAUCGCAGCCAGGACUUUGAUGGUACUACCAUAAACGACAGUCCACGCGAGCAGUAUGGCAGCGAACACAUUUCUAUUUCCGUUCAUUCUUCCUCCGUCUCAGACGAUGAGGAUGAGGAUGACGAGGACGAGGACGAGGACGAGGAGCCUGUCAUUUUUGAAGCUGCUUCUGCCCAAGCAACUGUGUUGACACCACAAUCAAUCAAAGCAAGAGGCGGACUAAUCACUAUCAAGCGGCCAGCCCCACCGCCUUUACCGCCGAGGAGCAUUGCCAGAAGGAGUAGGUUGCCGAUGAUAGACCACUCAGCUGGCCCAAGUCCACUGAAAUCGGAAUUUGAGGAAGUCGACCUGUAUGGGGCAGAUAGGAAGAACGUGGAUCAAGAGAGGGAUAUUGUACCGGAGGGUUUGGCGGGACCCGAUGACGCCCCAAGUGUGCCAAAAGAUCAAGCCGUUGACGAAAAGGGGGAGAAUACGCCGAAAGAGAGCGACAGCAAUAAGUCUAUUUCAGAUACUGGCAGCCCAGCCGCGAUGGAUGACCUAGAAAAACUCCAGACCGCCCAGGUUGUGCUAGAUGCCCCAGUCGCUGGAGAGAAGGUGGACGAUGGCCAUCUGGACGCAUCGUCUGCGAAGAUCUCACCAAUCAUCACGAACGCUCUUUCUGAGGACGUCCCCACCCACAACUCUCCUGAUCAUAGCCUCGAACUUGCCACCCCAGAUAACAAGCCGGCAGAUGUUCCCCAACAGGAGAGCCUCCAAACAACACAGCAAGCCGGAACAUCUGAAUCGAAGAGUGACCUCUCCGAGACGGAUGACUUCCAUAGCGUUCCCACCACACCGGCUGAAGUUAAGUAA